UAUGACAAUUUAAAAACAUGGCUACCAUGUGAAAAAUGGAUUGGUUGAUUUGUACUGUUUGCACACUGUAAACAACUUUCUAUUUAGUUUAUCACGCUAGUUUUGUGUUUUGCGUUGUCGUCUAGACGAGUCUACGACUCGUAGAAACAUUUCUAAUAGACUGGAUUUGAAUCGAGGGACCCAAACUCCAAGUAAUUCUCAGGAGUGAAAGCCGCGCGAAUUCGCACAGAUUCCACUUCCCAUAAGCGAUUAAUUAUUCCGUUCUCUUUUAUUAUCUGGAAAAAUUUGCUACAAAACCAAGAUGCAAUUAAAAGAAUUUUAAGGACUGUGAGGAUUUGUAAGUUUUAUCGUUUGCAAGAAUAUAGAUCUUUGAUAAACAUCCACAUGGAUUUUUUAAACUUUAAUACUAUUGUACAUCCAAGAACCAUCAUCCACUUGGAUGUUGACUGUUACUAUGCUCAGGUAGAAAUGCUUAGACAUCCGGAAUAUGAAGGAAAACCAUUAGGUGUUCAGCAAAAAAGUAUAGUGGUCACUAGUAAUUAUCUGGCAAGAGAAUAUGGAAUAAAAAAAUGUAUGUCAGUUCAAGAAGCUUUACGUCUCUGUCCAGAACUGGUCCUGGUAAAUGGUGAAGAUUUAACAUCUUAUCGUCUUUAUUCAACUAAGGUAUUUGAAAUUCUGCAACAGUUUACGCCAUUAGUGGAAAGAUUGGGCUUUGACGACUAUUUUCUUGAAAUAAAAUCAGUGGAAAAACAGCUCAAGUCUCAGAAUGAUUCAGAAUUUGAUAUGAACAAUUUGCAUACAGAUGAGGAGCUAAAAGAAUCAGAUAGUAAGAUAUUUGGACCUUCGGAUGAGGAAUGUCCAUGCGAUUGUCAUACACGCUUAAUGAUUGGCGCUAAGAUAGCAGCUGGAAUAAGGAAUCGUAUUUAUGAAGAACUGCAUCUUACUUGCAGCGCUGGAAUAGCGCAUAAUAAGCUUUUAGCCAAAUUGGCAGGAUCGCUAAAUAAACCAAAUCAGCAGACAUUGGUAUUUCCAUGUAGCGGUCCAAUGUUGCUCUCUGCAAUUGGCUCUAUAUCCAAGAUACCUGGUGUUGGACAAAAAACUAUGGAAUUAUUGUUAUCAAAUAAUAUAAAAACAGUGGACGAUGUACGCAAAAUACCUUUGGAAAAUCUGGAACUAAAAAUUGGCGUUGAUUUAGCAAGAAGAUUGAAAGAUAAUGCAGAAGGGAUUGAUGAGACAGUGGUAAAACCAUCUGGAAAGAAACAAUCUAUAGGGCUGGAGGAUGGAUUUAAAAGUGUAUCGCUAGUGGCUGAGGUAGAGUCACGAUUAGGCGCACUAUUGAGGAGAUUAACAGAAUUGGCGAUGGAAGAUGGUAGAAUUCCCAUUGCUAUGAGAAUAACAGUGCGGAAGCACGAUAUGAACAAACCUACUUCUGGUAAGAGAGAGACCAGACAAUGCGCGCUGCCGAAACAUCUUUUACCGUCCACAAAAACCGGCAUGUACGAUCAUAAUAAAAUGUUGAUACUCGCCAUGAAAUUAUUCCAUCGAAUAGUUGACGUUUCCAAGCCAUUCCACUUAACGUUGCUGGGAGUUGCAUUUACUAAGUUUGAGGAGAGAUCAUAUGGCAGGAGUAGCAUUACAUCCUUUUUACGCAAACAGGUCGCCGUCCAUUCCGUUUUAGAUAUCAGUUCUGAAGAAGGCAUCGCAGAAGUGAAUUUGGGAUCACCAAUGAGUAUUAAUCAAGAUAGUAAUGAUAGUUCUGAUCAAUCAGCGACAAACUUGAUGAACACUUCUGCAUCAAGUCUCUCAUGCUCACCAAUUUCAAAAUUGUCAAAUGUAGCAAGCAGUCAGAAUAUAGAGGAUGACCUGCAAAAUGAGGUAGAACCAUUACCGAAGAAAACCAAACUAGAAGUGUGGUUGAGCGGUCGUCGAGAAUCGCCGAGUAACGAAAUGGCUGGUCUUAGACUAAGCCCGUCAUCGCCCAUGCAAGUAUCACCUUCUGUGGAUACUGCAGUUUUUAAAACUCUGCCUAUUGAGAGGAGAGAUGUCACGCGUUCUUGGCCAACAACCAGCAAACCGAAACCAAACAAUAUACUUAAAUAUUUCAUAGCCAAUAAGUGACAGAGCUAUGUGACUUAGUAUUGAAUAUCAUUGCUCUUAUAUAUGCGCUUGAAUUGAACAUUAAAUGCCAGCACCAUGGAUGGAUAUGAUCUUUAAUUUUCAGUUUUUUUUUUAAUGCUAAAUUUUAAAAUAUAUAAAACGAGAAAAUAGUGUUACAUGAUAUAAAACUCUUACACAGAAGUUUUCUGUUCUAAGCAACUUGAAGAUACUCGCAAUGUUCACAAAUUUUUGCAGAAGAUUUAAUAUUUUAUUU
Molecule: messenger RNA, 2371 nt
Organism: Camponotus floridanus (Florida carpenter ant)
Lineage: Eukaryota; Metazoa; Arthropoda; Insecta; Hymenoptera; Formicidae
Gene: PolI
Product: DNA polymerase iota
Exons: 2
Coding region: 385-2118 (577 amino acids)
Biological process (GO): translesion synthesis
Molecular function (GO): DNA-directed DNA polymerase activity; damaged DNA binding
Source: RefSeq, a predicted model, not a curated record